Molecule: messenger RNA, 1860 nt
Organism: Adineta ricciae
Lineage: Eukaryota; Metazoa; Rotifera; Eurotatoria; Adinetida; Adinetidae
Source: the annotation of a GenBank genome assembly
AUGACAUUGAAGUCUCCAACAAAACGAUGGAAUCCUUUUUUCUUUAUCCUCGACUUUUAUUUGAUGCGAGGCGCAUCCGAUGAGAAUGAUGUUGUUCCCGAAGCCAUCAUAUAUUUCUAUCCGACUGACGAACAAUCGAAAAAACAAAGUAUUCUAGAGUGUGGUGAAGUGAUAGGGAUGGUGCAAUACUUCCAACACGAUCUCUUCCGAUCCAUACCUCAAACAUUCUAUUUCGAUAAGGCUCUAGCCGUUCAUAAGCAUUUCGGCAGACACAGUGGUUUUUUAUUUGCACCACAUGAUCGUUACGUUGAAGAAGAAGCCCAAAUCCACCUGAAAAAUAUCAUGAAUGUAUUCAAUAUGCUCUAUGGUACGUGGAAUCAUGUACAUGCAACUUAUGGAGAGGCCAAAAAAAUGAAUGAGUUUCUUAAUCAGGCAUUGACGCCAAUUGUGAAUUAUGUUUUAAACCACCCCAGAUCUGUUCCAUACCUGCUUUCAACUAUUGGAUAUACGCUGUUGAAAAAAGACAAUGGAAAAGUCUUGCUAGAAUGUAAACACAGUAUCGAAUAUCUGAAACUCACUUAUGGGAUGAUAGAUGGAUUACUCGGAUAUGAUCAGAAGAUUUUAUAUUCUUCCUUUGAUACUGAUACGAACUAUUAUCUGCAAUUUAUUUUUCAAUUAAGAAACGAAUUACCGGAUAAUUUAAUAUGUAUACCAUGGGAUUCGGAAUUCAAGUUGAAAAACGGUGUAUCAUUAUUUCGCUUAUACCUUCCUCGAUCCGUGGAAACUACAACUAAUUCGGAAUCCAAUACCGAUGCUACGGCUGUGGAUGAAAUACCUACACCAACAUUGUCUAUAAAUAUGACGAAACCGUCGAUAAAAAUCUUCGAAGAUUCUUCGACCUCUUGUGAUGAAGGACUGUCAUCACCGUUGAGAACUCGGUUUAGCUUUCCGACACGCUCGACUUCGGUAUCUGGUGAAAAACGGCAAGACACAAUGGAUGAAUCAUCAUCGAUUAGUGCCGUAGAUGUAAUUAGCGUAUCUUCGUUAUCGUAUAGCGAACCUUCAGGUGAUGUUACCGAACAAAAUCCAAUUGAAGAAUCUUUGACAGAUGAGCAAAAGUUAGAAAGUUUACGAUCACGUUCAUCAACACUGAGUAACGAUAUGGAAAAAACGAUCGAAAUACAAGAUCCCAGUAAUCUAGUGGAAAAGAUCGACCGAAUUCAUCUUACCGAAGUGUAUUCAUGUGAAUAUAGUGAUGAUGAAAAUUUCGAGGACUUUUCAAUCAUUCAUCGCGUAUCGCAUCAACGAACGCCGACAGUGACAAGUAAUUCUGAUGGAAGGAGACCGGAGUUUCUCAGAAGCGAUCGUCAAGAGAUGCUUGUUAGUUGGACGAAUAUACCGGAUCGAAAUGAUGAACCAGAACGGCAUGAACUUGUCCUAUAUGUUCAACGAAAUUCAAGAAUGGCAUUCGCAGGUAUUAUGGAACGAAGAUUAUUGACUGAUGAUCAUCUCAAAACAUUGUGGAAUUUUAUGCUGACACAAAUGGCCAACAUGGAAGCAGAAAUCCAUGCUAUAUCCACGACGAAUGAAGUUUUGAGAUUAUCACAUGAUGUUAAAUUUCAAGUCAAUCAAAAUACACACAAUGUGGAAUUCGAACGUAUAAGCGAUGGAGGACGCGUCGUUCGUAAAUUGCCGACAGAAGAAAGUGCUUUUAUGACAUUCUUAGCCCAAACCGACCUUGAUCGAGAUGCCACUCGAAAAGUCGUUGGAUUUUCACGAGGAAAUUGUCUUCUAACUGCCGAUCGACGUUUAUCAGACCGUACAACCUAUCUAUCAAGACGCGCUCCUGAUUCUUCCUGA